AUGUAUUCUGCUGGUAGUGGUCGUGGCGGCUGGUCUUUUACAUGGGUUUAUGCGUCAGCACAUUGCAUCACAGAUUACUUCUGCCAGGUGGCGGGGUCGAAAAUGCCUAGGGCUUGUGCUAUUUUAAGAACUUCGGCACUGUCGUCUUACUUUGAAGCUUUCUCCACGUGUUGAACAAUAUUUUCGAAUGUGCUGAGCCCACCUCGUCUGACUAUUGGGUUUAUGUGUUUAACUUUUGUGUAACUAGCAGAUAAGCUAUCUGUACUUAUCCAGAUAUCCUGCCUUCAGCCAUCUCUCUCCUGCUUAUCUGUCAAUUGUGAGUUUCAAUUGCAUGAAGUGCAACGAGAUUCUAGACGACGACGCAUUUGGACACGCCUGAGAACAGACACGAAUAUGGCAACUACUAAGGAUAAAACUUCUCGAGUUAAGGUCAGCAGACGACUCAACGAGUCUGAGCAAGAGCACAUACGUCAUACUUUUCUGUCAGCUGGAGGCGCCCCACGUGCAGCGGCUUUGAGUCCGGCAUUACAAACCCCGGACAAACCCAGUAAAUUGACACCGAUUCACAACGAGUGUUUCUAUAACCAUGGCAGCGACUUAGUUGAAGCCCUCAAAUCUCAUCUGAAUGACCUAACAGAUCCAGAGGAAAUUAAUUGGCAAGACCCAAUCGGCCUGAGUUCGUUGCACUUGCUUUGUGGGUUUAAUGGAUCAAAUCACUUUAUAGAAGCUCUGAAACUGAUGCUGGAAAAUGGAGCAAACUUAAAAGCCGUCGAUUUAAGGGGAUACACCCCUUUUCACUACAUGUGCUUUAAUGCCAUGAUUUCUACAGAAUUGCAACUACAAGGAUUAGAAGAAUUGUUGCGCUCUGGGGCAGACAUUAACGCCAAAGAAUAUCGAGUGCGAGCCUCUCCACUUCACCUGUUGUGUAAUUACAACACCACCAAGAAGUUGGAUUCCAUUCUGUCUUUUUUCGUCCUUCGUCGGGCCAGUCUCCAUGCAAAAACGAUAGAAAACCGAACCGCAUUGCAUUGUUUGUGUCGGACUCAUCACGAUGAGCAUCUUCUCGGAGCUGUUGCGGUUUUGGUCCGACACGGAGCCGAUGCCAACAUUCGUGACGAUAAGAACAUCACGGCUCUUCACGAAGUCUGCCUCUUUUACCAACGCCCUAAUUUGGGUGACGUAAUCGAUCAAUUGCUGAGUGCCAAAGCUACUUGCAUCAAUUACGGGGCUAUGCACAAGAGGACAGCACUUCAUUUGAUUGCUCUUCAUUAUCACGAAGACAAUCUACCCGAAUUGAUCGAGUCCAUGAUUGGACGACACGGUGCUGAUCCAAAUCAGAGUGAUGAAAAAUACCGGACACCUCUCCAUUAUUUCCUGCAGUACAACCGUUCUAGUCGCUGGACUGAAGCCGUUGAAGUGUUGAUCCGUCGCGAUGGAGAUUUAGAGAGUCACGACAUCAGAUUGGGUCGAACUGCUCUAUUACACGCGUGUUUGAACUUCUACCAGGUGGCGGAACUACCAAAGGUCAUCGAUUUACUGGUGAAACACAAGGCCAACGUCAACGUAUUGGACAAAUGCAAUCGUAGCGUAUUACAUUAUUUGACUUCCGCCUUGGCGGUCGAUUUGAACGUGGGUCGUUGCGUUGAGUUGAUUCUGCCACACCUCAAACAACAAACGGUCGAUGCAGUUUCAACGGAAGGCACAACGGCGCUGACGCAAGCCGCUCGAAUUGGAUGUCACGCCACACUCCGCCAAUUGAUCCCAAUGGCUAACAAGAACGUCACGGAUUCCUUUGGCAAAAAUGUCUUGGAUCAUCUGAAAGAAUUUGGUGAAAGGAAAAUUCGAGCCCUUUGUUUCUGCUGUCAAUCCGUCGGGCCUCCGGAAUUGGCGCCAGCUCUAGUAAAAAAUCUGAUGAAAAAAGAACGCAUCCGCUUACGUCAGCCGGAAAAGUUUGGUCUAGUCGAAUUAGAACGCUAUUUGCUGGACGUGAGUCCUUACGUCACCUUUCUCUACGAGGAUCAACUGUACAAGUCAGCAACGCCCAAAUGGAUGGAGUUUCUAGACUUUUGGAACCAUUCGGAGCAGUUGAGUUUGAGUGAUACCGUACGAGUCCAGCGAUUCAUUCGUGAUAUGACUCAUCCAUGUAAAUUGCCUCCUUUAAUCCCGGCACGCCGCAACAAGUGCGGAUGGUGUGACGCCAUUGGCAGCGUUCAUGGCUACGUGAAAGCUCUGACAGAGAAGGCCGGCCAGAUGGAUUGCCGUUUCCGCCCAUCAUCCGUCAUAUCUUACGGUUCCAUCGCCGAAGGCUCCAAACUAUUCGCACCGGAUUCUUUUCAUUUCGCCAUUGUCAUGGCCGACUGGUACGAAGAUCCUUCACAUCCGCAGACGAUCCGUUAUAAUGGCGACGCUGUUCUCGUUGAUAAAUUCAUGACGCAAGCGAAACUCCCUGUCAUUUCCUCCAACAAAAUAAGUCAGUAUUACCACGCGUUGCUGGAGACGGCCGCCAGCUGGAUUCAGCGCUUCGAGAUCCUUGAACACUGGACGUCCAGCUUUGACGAAAUCAAUACGACUCUUUAUUUGGUCCAUCGGCCUAAAAACAACCAACCACCUCUGCGUUUAGCUAUCACACUAUCUUUGGUUGUUGAGCGUGCCGCCGGUGUGGCCCUCGUGCGGAGUCAAUUGCCUAGUUGGUGUCGGGUGGCCGAGAGAGGCGAGAAUUUGGAAUACUUGGCUGCUAAACCCGGAAUGGACGGUUGGCGAGCUAUUUAUCCGGCCCUGGAACGAGAUAGCAUCAGGCAUUCCGGUUCAACCGUGCUGCAAGUCUUCCAGUUGAUCAAACUCCUUGUAGCCGCCAAUAACAGCACGGAAGAGGGCCAAGUCCUGAAACGGGAUCCCACCUCUUUCGCCCUUAAGAAUUGCCUGCUGCUCUACAUGGAAUUGAAUCCGCCGCCGUGGAACACUGUCGACAUCAUCGUGCACAGUCAGGGCGUCAUCGACGUUCUCCUGGACAAGCACGACUUUUCGAUGAGUUUCUUUGACGGCAAAGAGAAGAUCACUGUCGAUCAGAUGCCACUUUUCUCGCCCAUACCUUACGACGUCAAGAAGCGGCUCAUGUUGAUCAAAGUGCAGCUGACGUGGCUACUCAACGCAAGACAUCAUUCAUUCACUAUCUAAUUAUAGAUAUGACUCGAGUCGUACGUGUUAUGCUUUGGCUGUUGAGCCAUGAAAUACAAUUUCAGUUUUGGGGUUUCAAA
This is a messenger RNA of Daphnia pulicaria, 3254 nucleotides long. RefSeq lists its product as uncharacterized. Bases 394 to 3174 code for a protein of 926 amino acids. The record is from RefSeq and is a predicted model, not a curated record. The transcript has 6 exons. Gene Ontology annotation, cellular component: ciliary inversin compartment. Gene Ontology annotation, biological process: protein localization to ciliary inversin compartment. Gene Ontology annotation, molecular function: protein binding. NCBI's taxonomy places the organism in Eukaryota, Metazoa, Arthropoda, Branchiopoda, Diplostraca, Daphniidae.